This is a messenger RNA of Heterocephalus glaber (naked mole-rat), 4651 nucleotides long. The record is from RefSeq and is a predicted model, not a curated record. NCBI's taxonomy places the organism in Eukaryota, Metazoa, Chordata, Mammalia, Rodentia, Bathyergidae.
GCCGGCCGCAGGUGUCGCGCUGUCCUGGCCGCCGCGUCGCCGCCGCAGGCUCCGUCCGUGCGGCGCUGCGGCAGCUGCCCCGGCACCGCUGUCCCCGCGCGACCUGCGCCCGUCCUGGCCCAUCGCCCGAGUUUGGCCCUGAGCCAUGGGGAGGAAGCUGGACCUGUCGGGCCUGACGGACGAGGAGACGGAGCAUGUUCUCCAGGUGGUGCAGAGAGACUUCAAUCUCCGAAAGAAGGAGGAAGAGCGUCUCAGUGAGAUGAAACAGAAGCUGGAGGAGGAGGGCAGCAAGUGUAGCAUCCUCGCCAAGCACCAGAAGUUCGUGGAGCACUGCUGCAUGCGCUGCUGUGCACCCUUCACCUUCCUGCUCAACACCCGGCGCCACUGCAGCGACUGCAAGUUCAACGUCUGCAAGGGCUGCUGCUCCUUCCUCAGGCACGAGAAGGCCUGGGUGUGCUGUGUGUGCCAGCAAGCCAGGCUUCUGAGGACGCAGUCCCUCGAAUGGUUCUACAGCAACGUGAAGAGCCGCUUCAAGCGCUUUGGCAGUGCCAAGGUCCUCAAGAACCUGUACCGGAAGCACCGGCUGGAGACCGGCGCGAGCUUUGACGUCCUAGGAACAGGCUUCUUUGAGUCCCACCUGGAGAAUGACGGAAGCAUCUCAGGCAGCGACUCCAGCUUUCCCUGGCAGCCGGAAGGACACAGCAUGAUGGACACCUUGGCUGUUGCCCUGCGCGUGGCAGAGGAAGCCAUCGAGGAAGCCAUCUGCAAGGCGGAGGCCCACGGGGACAGCCUGGACAAGCAGAAGGAGGCCGCGUACCUGCAAGACCACCGAGAGGAGCUCGCCGAGGAGCUGGCUGCCACAAUCCUGCAGAAGAUCAUAAGGAAGCAGAAGAGGAGGAGCAAGCAGCACAUGGAGGAGGACCCCGAGGGGCCACAGCCACCGGGCUGCAGCUUGAAAGCCAAGGACGAGGGCAGCGCAGCAGCCCCGGGAGACCACUCGGUCCCCACCACACUCUGGAGGUCCCAGUCUGCUUUCUCAUUCCCCGGAGGAGACACCCGGAAGACCUCGGCCCUGGAAGCUGCAGCCAGGUGGUGUCCCGGCCAGCCGUGUGCCCUGCCCAGCUGGAAGAGCGUGGACGGGCUGGACGGAACAAGCGCAGCGCCUGUUCUCCAGAGCCCCGACGGGAACUGGGUGGCCCUGAAGGACAGUGUGGCACCCCCUGCACACCUGCUGGCCGCACGGAAGAGCACAACCCUGCAGGCCCUGGAGGUGCCGCCCCGGGCAGCGUCCGCCUACCAGGAGCUGGGCUCUGACAGUGAGGAGGACUUCGACUGGAACGCAGCUUUGAGCAAGCUGUGCCUGCAGGCCCAGGGUGCUGACCACGGCGCCCCAGCCACCUCUCCCUCCCUGGGAGCCUCCCCCAACCCCGAGGCCAUGGGCUCUGACUCCGAGACAUCCUCAGCUGGCUCCUCUCGGGAUGCGGGGCGCCGGGCCAGGUUCUCCUGGCCGCCCAGGAGGGGCCCCCGGAACCCUGCAGCUGAGAGGCUGCGCCUGCAGGGUGAGCUGGACGUGAACUUCAACCCGCAGGCUGCCAGCGCGGAGACCUCAGACAGCAGCGAGCCCGAAGAGGCCCCCCAGGCUGCGGACUGGCGGGCCAGGCAGUGGCGCAGGGCGCACCUGAACCCCAAGGAGCUGGGCACGGAGCAGUGUGGCCCUCACACCUGCACCCAGGAGCUGCACACACAUCAGGGGCCCAGUGACUUAUCGGAGACUGACAUCAGCAACGAGGCUGCAGACUCCCGGAGCAGCACCGACACAGCCGAGGAGAAGCGCAGAGCCCAGCUGUAUGAGCUGGCCAUGAAGAUGAGUGAAAAGGAGACGUCUUCUGGGGAGGACCCCGAGUCUGAGCCCAAGACAGGGCCCGAGAACCAGGAGAGCCUGUCUUCAGAGGAGAACGCCCAGAGUGUGCAGGACGAGCUGAGGAAGAAGUAUUCUGCUGUUUCUCUCUGCAACAUCUCCACAGAAGUCCUGAAGGUCAUCACUGCCACCGAGGAGCUGGUCGCAGGGUCCACUGGGCCCCGGGAGCUCCCUCCAGUCCCUGCUGGCAGCGAGGAGGGGACGUUUCCUCUCAGGGCCAAGCAAGCAAGACUGGAGGAGCAGCUGACCUCCCUGGAAGAGAGCGUGUACCUGGCAGCAGGCACAGUGUACGGGCUGGAGGGGCAGCUCGCCGCGCUGGAGGACGCAGCCUGCAGCAUCCACAGUGGCACCCAGGACACGGAGCUGGCGGAACUGGAGGACCAGGUGGCUGAGGCCGCUGCCCAGGUGCACCACGCAGAGCUGCAGAUCUCAGAUAUCGAGAGCCGGAUUUCAGCCCUGACCAUCGCAGGCUUAAACAUAGCGCCCUGCAUGCGCCUCACGAGGAAGCAGGAGCAAAGGCGAAGGAGCCAGGUGCAAACCAUAGACACCUCCAGGCAGCAGAGGAGGAAGCUACCUGCUCCACCCGUGAAAGCUGGAAAAACUGAGGCAUCUUCAGUGACCACCAUUAAAACAUUUCACAGCAACUUCAUUCUCCAAGGCUCCUCGAUAAGCAGGCCUACAGAGAGCGGCACGCAGGACCUGACGUGCUGGACGGGACUUGCACGAUGGCUCAGGGGGUGCUCGGUGUCGCCCGCAGGAGCCAGCCCUGGAGUCUGCUGCGAUGUACUAGUGCUACUGAGCACGCUGCCAGUGACCCACUGCCCGGCCCACACGACAGUGCCUUCACCAACACCACAGGCCCGCAUGAGUCCACCGGGAGAAGCCCAGGAGGCCGCAGUGACCGUGAAGCAGGGCUGUGACCCCUCGCCCGAAGGCCACCGUGGACCGACAGCCCUGCCCACUCGCCUGAGGCUUGGGGCCACCCCAGCAGCAGCACUGGCUUCCAGCGGGAGCUCCCUGCCUGAGGGGCCUCGUCACUGUCUGCUGCGCUCCUGUGUCGUCUCCAAGAUCUUCUUUCCUUGGCCCUUUGGUUCAGUAGACGUCUGUGUCCAUGACUGUCCCGUGGAAAGUUGUUGGAGGGAGGGAGGCAGGCAUUGUCCCUUCUCAGCAGUGCUCACUGAUCUACCGCAGACAUCUUUGUCUAACGAAUGCCAGGGAAGGUGAGGGGCCCCUGUGCGAGCCCGGGACAGUGUGACAUAGGCCCACCGUACAGGACAGCACGGUCCUCCCUCGGCCACCUCCCACCAGACUGUGAUGCUACACAGCCGUGCUUUGCCACCAGCAGUUACAGCUGGGAGUGGACAGCCCCACGCGCCCUCCCCUGCCCCAGCCCAUCCAGAACGUGUCCGGCUGAGGUUCAGGUUCUUCUGGGGACAGGGGACAGGGCUCAGUACAGCUGCCAUCACCUCCCCCAGGGCCCUGUGUGCAGCCGCCUAGACGCAGUCGGUUUAGCAGUGAGCACACCAGGUGGGUCUGGGUAGACAGCAUAGACCCAGCACGAGAGGUUUCUCCUCCAAAAUUUAUGUCCCAGCUGAUACUCAGCAAGGUAGCAAAAUGACCUUCAAGACAAAAAUAGUUAAAGGAAUAAUGGCCUUCGAAAAUGUACUUAGGAAGAAAGCAAGGACAGACACGAACAUAGCAGACCCACAAGACGAUGACGGCGAUCAGAUACAUGCAUUUGUAGCCUGUUCACUCUUGCAAACGGAAAGGGAAUUUCACUCAGUUAAUUGGGAGUUAGCAACAUCUUUUAAACGUUUGCUCCUGAUAGAUUGAGAAUCUAGGAAGGCAGAGGAGGAGGCGAAGGAAUAGGGAGACAGUGCUCAUCAGGUGCGGCCCCAAAGGAGGCAGGGUCUCACUUAAUCCUUAGACCUCCUCAGUAGGUAAACGCCCUUCUCAGAUUUGAAAACCAAAGGCGGAGAGAUCAGUUUUCUCCAGUGCAACCCCUGCGGACUCAGCAUGGCUGGAAUGCCUGGCUUUGUUUCCAGACUGUGUUCCUUUGCCCCCCUGUGCACCCCCAGACCUGAGUUGCUCCCAAUUCAUGUGUUAAGUUCCCCCCCAGACUGGGUCUGCCCACCUUCCAAGAAUGCUUCUUGCUCAUGCUGUGUACGUGUGCUCCACCCCAAGUGACUCCUUUGAGCAAGUAGACCUUCGGCUUUUUGUUCUGUUGGUGUGAUUCAAAGCAAAACAAAGCAAAACAAAAAAUUGAUUUUAAAAACACAACAACAACAAAAAAAGAUCUGACUUCCAAAUAGAAUGGUUUAAGAGGCAUGAAAAGCAACUAAUGUUGUGUUACAGUGUUAAAAUACUCAGUUUUCUUGACAAAAAAAGUGUAUUGUGUAAGCCUUGAAAAAAAGAAAAAAGAAGUUUGCUCUAUGACAUUUGAAUUUUUAUAAAGGUUUCCUUGUGCCAAAUAAGUACAAAGAUUUAAUUUACUAUUUAAAAACUAUAAGCAUAUGUUAUAGUUCCAGAAGAAUUAUUUUGUCAUCAAGUGAUUUUGAUCUUUAGUGUCAAUAUUUAUAUUUAGAUUAAUUUUUAUAAAUGAAAAUAUUUUAGAGGUUUAAGAAAAUAAGGACGACGGGACAGUAUCUGAUGCCUUCCAAGAGUCAUGCUUGCCUUUGCGUUAUGUGCACUGUCAACAGAGAGGAUGAAGAAGUAAAGUCAUUUAUGAAAACA